Messenger RNA from Oncorhynchus gorbuscha (pink salmon), 2641 nucleotides. RefSeq lists its product as uncharacterized. The record is from RefSeq and is a predicted model, not a curated record. The transcript has 3 exons. The coding region runs from base 142 to 771 and encodes 209 amino acids. Lineage: Eukaryota; Metazoa; Chordata; Actinopteri; Salmoniformes; Salmonidae.
GCGCAGUUGUUUACGGUCUGGGAACGCCCACAUCCUGGUACUGCUUGUCUCACGUGUUCAAACAAGCGGAACAGAGAAAGUCUCUUCAUAUGAAAUGAACAGUGAUCCUCCAACUGUAGCUUUGGAAUUGAGUCAAGACCAAUGGCAGGCUGUCGGAUAGAGUUGAUCACAGCAUGUUCCAACAUCACACUGUCCGUCUCUGCCCUGUACACAGCAUAUCAGCUCUUCAAGGACCACAGAGCUCCAGCGGUGGGUUUCUUUCUGCUCGGUCUCUCCUCAGGCCUCUGCACCCUGCCUCUCUCCUUCAGCCCAUACCUGACCUCUGUACAGGAGGACCUGGAGUGGGCCGGCGAGGUCCUGGCUCCACCGCUAGUCUCCUUCGGCUUCCUGUGGCUCAGCGAAGACCGCACCACAGCCAACACCCUCCUUAUUGGCUCAGCUCUCCUCCCGGUGCUCUGCGAUUGGCUGUCAGCGGACGAGUUGAUGCUGAUGUCACGCUGUCUGGCGCUCUCUGCCGUCUCCUGCUCGCUCACUGUGUGUCUGUUUGCGGGAAAUGCUGUCGGGGCCCUGGGCAGUGUGGCCCUCAGCCUGCCCCAAAUGGUGGCCCCCAGGGUGGGGGUCAAGACUCUGGCUCCCCUUGUCUCUCCAGGGGCCACUGUGGGACUGCUUAAGUGGCUCCUGAAGGGCUCCAUGGCUGUAGGGUGCUGGGCCUCUGAGAAGGCACUUAGCAAGUACCUGUUGGAACUGAAGGACCUGGACUCCCCAUUUUAACUUGCUACCACUGUAACUCAGGGUUUCCCCAAACUCAGUCCUCAGGACCCCGGGGUUUCCUUUCUUUCCUAAGCACUACACCGCUUAUUCAAAUAAUCAACUAAUCAUCAAGCUUUGUAGUGUUUGGGCAAAAACCAAAAGGUGCACCCCUUGGAGUCCCGAGCAUGGAGUUUGGGAAACUGUAACAUCACUGUAACAGUUACUGACUGUCUGAACAGUUCAAUAGUCCCUCACACAUGAUCAUGACUGAUUGUUAAGUUGAUGUGGUCUCAUGAUGUGCACAUAGAGCUGCUGACAGAAGAGAACCAGAUGGAGGGUCUAUUUAUUUUGUCCUGCAGGGCCUUGCCUCAUAGAAGUAGAAUGAAUAGAACGGUCUGGAACCUCUGACCAUGGCGAUUUGACUGGUAAAGUAAUGGGUGCACUCAAAAUGAGCACGCUUGUUCUACGUAUUCUAGCACUGUGGCUUGCCUUUGAUCUGUAGCCAAUAACCUUUCCAAUUCCUACUGGCCAAUGACCUUUCCAAUUCCUAUUGGCCAAUGAGCUUUCCAAUUCCUACUGGCCAAUGACCUUUCCAAUUCCUACUGGCCAAUAACCUUUCCAAUUCCUACUGGCCAAUGACCUUUCCAAUUCCUACUGGCCAAUGACCUUUCCAAUUCCUACUGGCCAAUGACCUUUCCAAUUCCUACUGGCCAAUGACCUUUCCAAUUCCUACUGGCCAAUGACCUUUCCAAUUCCUACUGGCCAAUGACCUUUCCAAUUCCUACUGGCCAAUGACCUUUCCAAUUCCUACUGGCCAAUGACCUUUCCAAUUCCUACUGGCCAAUGACCUUUCCAAUUCCUACUGGCCAAUGACCUUUCCAAGAGAUUAUCCUUAUAAGGAUGCCAUUCUGCCAAUUUGGAGGUGACAUGAUCCACCAUUGGGACAGAUGGCUGUUGCCAGUGUAUGAGCACUGUCAAGGACGUUGUUCUACUUGUUCAGCUUAUCGUCAUGGCCAGGGAGCUCUGCUCUGUUAUCCAAGUACUGUCAUCUAUGCAAGUCGAAGAAGCACUGGUGUCUAAUUCUAAAAAUGUAAACAUUAUUGAUGAUAUUAGUAACAGCGGUUAAUAAUAUUUUAUGUGCUAAAAUAUUGAUUUGCUAAAGUAUCAACAAAAGGAGUAGUGCUUGGAUCUAACGCUUGUAUGUACUGAUUGUCAUGGGUCACUAAUACUCCCAACCUCUUCCACUCCGCAUGUUAGAAAGUCUAACUCAUCUCUGGAUGUUGAUUUACAGGACAGUGUCAUUACCAAUUGGCUAUAAAAGAUUCUAUCUGCUUACUCUGUGAAAAUAUCCUCCCAACGGUGGCUCUAUGAGGAGGAUGGAAGUGCCUUCCAGACAUUUAAUACUGUCUAUGUCUAUGAGGGUGCCUCCCAAAUAUCACCCUAUUCCCUAUGUAGUGCACUACUUUUAAUCAGAGCCCAUUUUGCCCCCCAACCAUCACCCUAUUCCCUAUGUAGUGCACUACUUUUAAUCAGAGCCCAUUUUGCCUCCCAAAUAUCACCCUAUUCCCUAUGUAGUGCACUACUUUUAAUCAGAGACCAUUUUGGGAAUAGGGUGGCAUUUUGGGGCACACUCUGGUUGAACCUGGGCUGGCUUGACUUCAGUGUCUUGUCCUACGAUGAGCACCAAACAGCUUCUACUAGACUAUGCUCACUGUGAAGCCAAACAGCUUGUACUAGACUAUGCUCACUGUGAAGCCAAACAGCUUGUACUCAAAUCAAAUCAAAUGUAUUUAUAUAGCCCUUCGUACAUCAGCUGAUAUCUCAAAGUGCUUUACAGAAACCCAGCCUAAAACCCCAAACAGCAAGCAAUGCAGGUGUAGAAGCACGGUGG